CCUUCUCUUAGCCUGGGGUUGGGGUCCUGCCCCUCGUCCUCCUCCCCGGGGGCGGUAAAGUUGUUUAAGAUCCUCUUUAGCCCGUGGCUGGUUAAAGUCUUCCGGACUGAGUCACGGAAAGGGAGAUGAGGGAGGGGGCCAGCGAGGUUCACGGACUCGGCCCCUCUCCGGAGGAGCUAGAGACCUCCAGCUGCGGCCAGAGGUAGUGGCAGGCGGCGGACCCCGGGGGCUGGAUUCCUGUGGACAGGGAACUAGCAAUAAAAUAGGUAUUGAGGGCGAGGGAGCGGGUGAAAAGAAAGGUUCCUCCUGUGGAUGUCGUGGUAGUUCUCUGAGAGCGACGGUGGGGCGGAGGCCUUGGGGCGCGGUCUCUAAAUCCCCUUCCCACCUCUGGGCUGUCAGCUUUUGGCCUUCAUUUCUUUCUCCUCAGCCUAGAAGAAACACCUGAACAUGUGGAAUCCCAAUGCUGGGCAUCCAGGGCCAAGUCCAUAUCCCCCUCACAUCGGAGGUCCCAAUCCUGGCCAUCCACCCCCUAUCAAUCCUGCCUUUCCUCCAGGCCCCCCCCCCCCAGGACCUCUCCCCGGGAAUCCAGCUUUCCCCCCAUGUGGGCCUGCUCAUCCUGUGCCACCGCCAGGGUAUCCAGGAUGCCCACCCUCAGGUCCCUACCCCCCGCCAUGCCCACCGCCUGCCCCUGGCAUGCCUCCUGUGAAUCCCUUGGCUCCUGGCCUGGUAGGACCAGGAAUGGUGAUGGACAAGAAGAUGCGGAAGAAAAUGAAGAAAGCUCAUAAAAAGGCGCACAAACACCACAAGCAUGGCAAGCAUUCCUCCUCCUCCUCCUCCUCCAGCAGUGACUCUGACUGAACACAGAGCCUGGACCCUUCCCUCAAGUCUCUCCAGUUCUGCUCUCCCAUCAAGCUUCAGAUGCCAUCUUGUACUCGGGGAAAUUAGCCCUCAUGUACACCCCCCCCCCCCCCCCCCCCCCCCCCCCCCCGCCAAUCUGAGCCUCAAUCUGCUGUUAGUCCUAACUGGCUAGGGAAAAUGGGCUAGCAAAGGCCAUCUUCUCACUACUUGGAUAGAACUUGAGCUAUUGAAGCUUAAGCUUAUUUUGAUGAGUUUAGCAGAACUAUUUUUUGAAGAUGAUGAGACCUUUGAACUAAAAGCUGAAGACAAGUCUAAGAUCUGUAAAAUGUGAUUUUUUUCCCCUUUCUUUUGUAAUACUUGUGGUUGGGGAGGUGUUGUGGAAAUUUAAUUACAGGGGGAAAAAUAAAACUCCUGUACCUUGUUUGCAGUGGUGGCGCACAUGGGUGAUUUAGUGGCAAAUACAUUUCCCAGCAGGCCUUUAUUGAUUGUACUAACCUCAAAGCUGCUGGAAAGUGGGGUCCAUGUGGUUGAUGAGCUCUGCCAUUUUGGAACCUAAUCUCUACUCUUUAGCUCAUAUGCCAUCUCAGGUCCUCCUCUCAUUCUCCCACUCUCAGUCCAAAUAAAGCUGUUUUGCCUCGU
Equus quagga is the source of this 1497-nucleotide messenger RNA. It is a transcript of the gene PRR13, whose product is annotated as proline rich 13. The coding region runs from base 448 to 858 and encodes 136 amino acids. Lineage: Eukaryota; Metazoa; Chordata; Mammalia; Perissodactyla; Equidae. Gene Ontology annotation, cellular component: nucleoplasm. The transcript has 3 exons. The record is from RefSeq and is a predicted model, not a curated record.